Molecule: messenger RNA, 1839 nt
Organism: Triticum turgidum subsp. durum (durum wheat)
Lineage: Eukaryota; Viridiplantae; Streptophyta; Magnoliopsida; Poales; Poaceae
Source: the annotation of a GenBank genome assembly
AUGGCCGACGCUGCCCUCGGCGUGGUGCAAUGGGUGGUGAGCAAGGCGCUAGCCACCGUCACGGAUAUCUUCCAGGAGGCUUGGGAGGGCACCAGGAUGUUUGGUCCCAACGUUGAGGCCCUCAGGAUGGAACUGCUGCUCGUCAAGGCCACGCUCGAAAAUGCUGCCUGCAAGGAGAUCAGCGGUCCAGCCAUGGAGGAGCUGUUGCAGAUGAUGCGGGACUCGGCGCACAAUGCUCAAGACUUGCUGGACGAGCUGGACUACUUCCGCAUCCAGGACAAGCUCCGCGGCACAUAUGAGGCUGCCGACGAGCACGGCGAGGGUGGUGUCCAGCACCUUGCCCGUGAUGUUCGCCACACUCGCAAAUCUAUUAGCAAACGGCUGGCAUCUUUCACCGGGUCCUGCUUUGGUGCCAAUGCUCGCCAUCCCCAACAAGAAGAUGCAAGACAACAUGUCAGCUGUUGCGCUUGGCAGCAUGCUAGGCACAUAACACGCGGCGAUUCCUCCUCUGCGCCAAACGCCAAUCAGGCUGAUCAGGAGGUCUCCCCGCAUCCACAUGUUCAUGGUAAUGAAGAUCGUGACAAUGCACCAGAAACACCAAUACCAGAGUUUAAUAGGCCUGAUUUCUCUCAAAGGAUGACUGCCAUUGUAGAGAAACUGCAGCCUGUGCGUAAUGAGGUUGACAAGAUUUUGCAACGUUAUGACCGUAGAAGUGUUCUUCACAUUGCCCAGAGCCGUCCCACCACCACACCUCUGAGUGCAGAGCCAAAAAUGUAUGGGAGGGACCAUGUCAUGAAGAGUAUCAUAGAUGAUAUCACGGAGGGGCAAUACAGUGACAAGGCUCUAACUGUGCUUCCAGUUAUUGGUCCGGGGGGAAUUGGGAAGACAACUCUGAUACAACACAUAUAUAACAACCAGCAAGUGCGGAAUCAUUUUCCGGUCAGGAUUUGGAUAUGUGUGUCGUUUAAUUUCAACCUGGGUAAGGUGCUAGAACAGAUUAAAGAAUAUACCCUUGCGGCUGAAGGUGAAAAUGGGUGUAUGAGACCAGAAGAGCUGAUUGAACACAGAUUGAAAUCCAAGAGGUUCAUACUUGUAUUGGAUGAUAUAUGGCAGUUUACUAAUGUGGAUGACUGGGAAAAACUAUUAUUGAUACUCGGCAAGUCACAAGAAAAGGGCUCCAUGGUUCUAGUCACAACUCGGCAGAAAGAGAUAGCAGAUCAAGUUAAGAAAACUGUAGAGCCAAAAGAACUGAGUGGUUUAGAACCUGAAGAGUUUAGGAAGUUAUUCCUUGUUUAUGUCUUUGAUGCAGAGCAAUAUCCCAGUGAAAAACUUCAUUUGCGUGAGACUGGAGAUAAGAUAACAGAAAAACUAAGGUGCUCCCCUCUUGCAGCAAAGACCGUUGGUAGAUUACUGAGGACAGACCCUUGUUUGGCUCAUUGGAAAAGGGUCCUAGAAAGUAAAGAAUGGGUGAAGCAGACCAAUGGCAAUUGGAUUAUGCCUGCUUUGGAGCUUAGCUAUGACUUUCUCCCUUUCCACCUGCAACAAUGUUUUUCCUAUUCUGCAUUGUUUCCUGAAGAUUACCCUUUCAGAAGCCGUGAGCUCAUCAGCCUGUGGAUUGGACUAGAUAUUUUGAUACUUGAUGGUCAAAAUCAAACACUUGAAGACAUAGGUUUCAGAAAUUUACAGGAGUUAGUCAUCCAUGGAUUUUUCAGAGAAGAGCAAGUUGAUGGUGAUCGGUGUUAUGUUAUGCAUGACCUGCUGCAUGAUUUGGCAUUGAAGGUUGCAUCUCAUGAUUGCCUUAGUUUACGUUUCCCUGAUGUUGGAUCAGUAAAAAUUUAG